GGUGUCCGCGGCGGCGGUGCCUGCGGCUGUGGCGGCACGCUCCCGAGCGGCGUCCGCGGCGCUCCCGGUAGCCAUGUACCGCAGUGGCUCCCGCUCCUCCGUCUCUUCGCACCGGUCGAAAGACGGCAGCGCGAGCGGCCCUCCGCCGGGCCGUCCCGUGGGCGCCUCCUCAGGCCCCACACGCCGCCCCUCGUCGCCGCCGCCGCCCUCUUGCUCCUCGCUGCGGCUCCCCGCCCGCCGCCACCGCUCGCCCUCAGGCCACCGCGGCCGCUGGGCCUCGCCGUCCCCGCCUCGGGGUCGUCGCGGCUCCCCGUCCCCGCCCCGCGGCCGCCGGGCCUCACCGUCUCCGACCCGCGGCCGCCGGGCCUCGCCAUCCCCUCCGCGGGGUCGUCGUGGCUCCCCGUCCCCGCCGCGCGCCCGUCGCGGCUCCCCGUCGCCACCGCGGAGCCGGCGACACUACCCACCUGGCCUGGGUGGCUUCCGAGGCAGCAUUCGAGGCGAGUCCCGCGCCGACUUCGCCCGGGACGGCCGCGGAGACCAUCCAGGCGGCGGCGGCGGCAGUCGGAGACGUUCUCCUGGUCUGUGUUCUGAUUCUUCUUUGGAGGAGAGUUUAAGGAUCACAGUUGGCAAUGACCACUUCUGUGUUAGCACACCAGAGCGGCGGCGGCUCAGUGACCGGCUGGGAUCUCCAGUGGAUGGUCUGCAGGACAUGGACAGGGAUGACCUGACUGAUGAUUCUGUCUUCACUCGAAGCUCCCAGUGUUCUCGGGGUCUUGAACGAUACAUUUCUCGGGAGGAGGGACCACUUAGUCCCUUCUUGGGACAACUUGAUGAGGACUACCGAACAAGAGAAACUUUUCUGCAUCGACCUGAGUUUAGUCCCCAGAGCAGUUGUCAUGAUGAAUUGUUGAGGGGAACAGAGCGGAAUAGAGACAAACUUAAAAGCUCCUCCUAUUCCAUACGAUCUGAGGAAAGAAGCCGGGAGGCCAAAAGGCCCCGUUAUGAUGACACAGAGAAGGUACACAGCUCAGGAGGGGAUCACUCAAGUUUUACAUCUGGGACUCGAAACUAUCGGCAGCGAAGAAGCAGCCCAAGCCCUAGGUUUCUAGAUCCCGAGUUUCGAGAACUGGACCUUGCCAGGCGAAAGCGAGAGGAAGAAGAGGAACAAAGUAGGAGCUUGAGUCAAGAGCUGGUGGGUGUUGGUGAUGAUCAGAUUGGCUGUUCCAUCCCUGGCUUGGCAGGAGUCCUAACCACAUCAGAGCCUGGAUAUUCUUUGCAGCGGCCUGAGGAAGUACCUAUGAUGCCCAAGAAGUCCAUUCUGAAGAAACGAAUUGAAGCGGACAUGAAGCCUUCCUUGCAGCUUGAGAGCUUUUCUAGCGGUGCCAGCUCUGGUGAAGAUCACCCUCUUUAUUCUGAACAUUCACCUCUUCCUCUAAGUGGUGCUAUUGCUGCUUUUACUUCAGAGAUUGAAAACAAGGGGACUACAGUGGAGGCUGACCUGAAAGAGCCUCAGAGUAACCUAUACCAGUGGGGCCCCCUCCGUGAGAUACCUAAAGACAACAGUGAAAAAUUUGACAGUUUUCUAGGCUUUAAGGAAAAAUUGGAUUUGAAGGCUGAGGGACUUGAGCAACAGACAGAUUUCUUACUGCCCCAUGAGAGAGCUAGCCAGGACGGCAGUGGCUUUUCUCGAAUUCUGAGCAUGUUGGCUGAUCCUACCAUUACACAGGAAAAAAGAAGACGUAGCUUCCCUGAUAUUGAGGAUGAGGAGAAAUUUCUCUAUGGGGAUGAAGAAGAGGAUAUAAAAUCAGAAUCUCCACUUAAGUCCCUGGAGGACCCCGAGAGUGCAGGUACGAGACAGAAGGCAAACUCUCUGCCCUCAACUCCAGCUGUAAAGCUAGAAUCACUAGAAGAAAGCAAUCCAGAAUAUGCCAAGAUUCACAACUUGCUUAAGACCAUAGGGCUGGAUAUUGGAGUAGCAGAAAUUGGUAAAUUGGCUGCACGAACCCAGGAGAGACUUCAUGGCAAGAAGCCAUCAUCACGCCCCUCAGCUGACCGACGUUUGUCAGCUGACCGACACUUGUCUGGUGACCGACACUUUUCAGCUGACCGCUGUUCCUCAGUUGAGCACAGUUUCACAGCUGAUUGGCGCUCAUCAGACCCUCACAGACCGGAGAGUAGGGAGACACAUCAUAGCAAUACUCAGUCCCCAGAAGUAUCUCAUCCACACCCAGCUUCCCCGGUGGAUCCUUACUUGCGCACCAAAAAUAGCCCUCCAUUCCUAAAGUCUGACCAUCCAGUGUGCCAUGUUUCAGGACCAGAGGUAGUUGGCAGUGGGUUUCAAUCAUCUGUUGCUGUUCGGUGCAUGUUGCCAUCAGCCCCAUCUACCCCAAUUAGACUUCCUCACUCUGCUGCGUUGUCUCAGUUUCAUAUACCAGGGGCCUCUCAGUUUGCUGCAGCUCGGAUACCUCCAAAUUAUCAGGGAUCUGUCAUUCCCUCUGCCUCCUUUGAUGCAUAUAGGCACUACAUGGCAUAUGCAGCCUCAAGGUGGCCUAUGUAUCCUGCCUCUCAACCACCAAGCCACCCUUUAUCUGACCCUCAUAGGCUAUUACCAGUAACCAAACAAGCUGCUCGUAGUCGUCCCAAUCUCCGGGUGAUCCCUACUGUGACUCCUGCAAAGCCCAAACAAGAAAUACCAGUACUAGGCUCAAUUUCUGUAAAGCGAAUUCCUGUUCGGGUGUCCAUUCCAUCACUCAUAAAAUAUAAUCCAAAGAAGAUCUCUGAUGAGAAGAACCGUGCCUCCCAGAAGCAGAAGGUUAUUGAAGAGAGAGAAAAACUGAAAACUGAACAGGAAGCCCGGCAAAAGAAAAUGUUUUAUCUCACGACUGAGUUGGAGCGGCUCCAUAAACAGCAAGGGGAGAUGUUGCGUAAGAAGCGAAGGGAGAAGGAUGGUCACAAAGAUCCACUUCUGAUGGAGGUGAGUCGACUUCAGGAUAGUAUUAUGAAGGACAUUGCCGAGCUACAUAAAGAGACAGAAGAAGCAGAAAAGAAGCAGUCUGAACUGGACAAAGUGGCUCAGAUCUUGGGAAUUGAUAUCUUUGAUAAAUCCCUGAAAUCUUCAAAUGACAGUAAAGAGUCUACAGAGAAGCCUGAAAAAGAAAAAUCUAAGAGCCCAGAAAAAGAGUUGUCACCCUCAAACUCUUCCUCUAGCAACAAGGAAUCAAAAAUGAAUGAAAAGUCCUGUAUUAAGAGCCCUAGUUCUACUGAAAGCCUCCAACCAACUGUUAAGCAGUCUGACCAGCCUGUUGCUGCUUAUGAGUAUUAUGAUGCUGGCAGUCACUGGUGCAAAGACUGCAAUACCACCUGUGGGACCAUGUUUGACUUCUUCACCCAUAUGCACAAUAAGAAGCACACACAGACACUGGAUCCCUACAACAGACCUUGGGCUUCAAAGACCCAGAGUGAGGCUAAGCAAGACACUGUAAAGCGAACUGACAAGAUAACUGUUCCUGCAAAAGGCUCUGAGUUUCUGAUUCCUGUCACUGGGUUUUACUGCCAACUCUGUGAGGAAUUUUUGGGGGAUCCAAUUUCUGGAGAGCAGCAUGUCAAGGGUCACCAGCACAACGAAAACUACAAGAAAUAUGUGGAAGAAAACCCAUUGUAUGAAGAACGAAGAAAUCUGGACCGCCAAGCUGGCUUGGCUGUCGUUCUAGAGACAGAGCGGCGACGGCAAAAUGAGCUAAAACGCAAACUUAAUGAGAAACCAAAGGAGGAGAAGAUAGAAAAAAAGGCAAGAAUUGUGAGAGAAGUAAAGGAAGAUGACAAAGCCCCUGGAGAACUAGAGGAGCAGCUCUCGGAGGAUGGGAGUGCCCCUGAGAAAGGUGAGGUGAAGGGGAACGCUAGCCUCAGACCCCAGGUGAAAGAAGAGGUAAAGAAGGAGCCAUCAGUAGCAUCAAUAGCAGCUUCUUUUGGAAAGUUCAGUUGGAAGAAGCCAGAAAAAGAAGAAGAAAAAGGUUCAGUGGUGACCCCAGGGGCCCCAAAGGAAGACACGGUGGAAACCAGUAAGGACAGAGAUGACGGCAAAGCUGAAGUUGGAAAGGCAAAGCCCAUCAAAAUCAAGCUUUCUGGAAAAACUGUCAUUGCACACACCAGUCCCUGGACACCUGUCGUUACGACUUCAACACAGACUAAGAUCCGACCCAACUUGCCUAUCCCAUCCACAGUACUCCGCAAGUCAGGUUCAGCCACAGUGAGCAAGCCUGCUCCUCUUAAUACCUUUCUGUCUAUCAAGUCCUCUGGAACAUCCACCAAGCCUCUGCCAGUGGUUAAAGAGUCAUCAUCAGAUCUUCUCUUGCCUCCAGAUAUCAUCUCCAAAGCUUUUGGAGGAGAAGAGGUGGUUCUAAAAGGGUCUCCAGAGGAAAAAGUGGAACUGGCUGAAAAGAAUGAGCCAUCCCAAGUACCUGAGCAAAUGCUGGCUCUACUUCCACCGCCACCACCUCCACCUCCACCCCCACCUCCACCUCCACCCCCUCCACCACCCCAGGCUGUACCUCAGCUAUCUGCCCCAUCCCCUGCUCAAGCAAAUGUUGUCUUAACUCCAGUUAAAUCUAAUUCGGUGAUAUCUCAGACUUUCAGUCUUGGGUUCCAAGGUCCUAACAUUUUGAACCCAGGGUUGCCUGUGGCCUUCAUGGCCUCAGAACAACCAACUGUAAUUCCUUCUGAUGAGACAGCUCCUGGGGUGAGUGAGAGUGACUGGGACCAGACCCUAAUCUCUAUGUUAGUACGGCCUCCACCACCCCUUUCCAGUGUAUUCAGUGAACAGGCCAAAAAAUUAGAAAAGCGAAAUUCGUGCUUAGCCACAGCCAAUGCUAAGGACCUGUAUGAUAUAUUCUACAGUAGUGGUGGAAAGGGGGCCCAUGAGACUAAGCUGAGUAGUAGUACAUUAGCCAAUGGGGAAAGCAGUAGCCUUCCUAGAACAGAAAGUUCAGAUUUCUCCUCCACUUGUACUUUGAACAGUAGUAUGUCCUCAGAGGACCUGCCUCAAUGUAGUGCUUUGGUCACUGCUACUGAAAUCAGUAAUCUUGAAAAUCCUAUUUCAAAAGGUAUGGAGUCCACAGGGAAAUGGUCUGUUGUAGAUCAGAUAGAUCCCAAAAGCAGAGACAGCACCUAUAGCUUCCUACAGCCUCUGACAAGAUUAUACCAAAAUAAGCCUUAUGAAAUAGUUUCCCCAAAGACAGACACUUUGGUCAUGUGGACUUCUGGUUCUUCCCAGAAUGACACUCAUAAAGAUAGACCUCCAGAGGGGAAAAUCAGAUUUGACCUGGGAGAGCCAGGGCCACCUGGUACAGAUUCAACUUCUCAUCUAUCAGAUACACACUGUCAAACCAACGGACCUCAGAAGUUGAUAGAAAUUAACCUCAUAGAUAACCAAAACAAGAACCAAGAGGUAUACCAGUCAGAGGGUUGCAGAGAAAGUGAAAUGAAGAGAAAGACUGAAUUAAAAGGAAAGGUAGCAACUGAAGAAGAAGAAGAAGAAGAAGAAGAAGGUGCCAACAGCAUAGAAGAUUCUAAUUCAAACCAUGGCAACAGAAAUACAUGGGAAGGAGAAAUAGGACAACCCAAGUUGUCAACAGUUGACAAAAAGGGAGAACAGUCUAGCAAAUUGAUGACCGGACAUGAGAAUACAAGUAAAGUAGUAAUUGAAUUGAGUCCGUCUCUCCCUUCCAAAAGGACAAAAAUAGAUUUAUUUCCGUCAUUGCUCCAGAAUCCAAAAAGCAUGCCUGAACUACUUCUGCUGUCUCCAGCUGGAUCAGGUUUGUGUUUAAAGAGACAAGAGAUUUGGGAGAGGCCAGAAAAACCAGGAUUGGAAGAUGUGGAGCUACAAGGUACCCGUCCAGAACUAACUGUGACAAUAGAAAGCAAAGUUUUGGAAAACUUUGACACUACACACUUAGAGGUAGAGGGGUUUGCAUCUCUGAGGAAUCUGGGGGAUAUGCAUGCCAAUUUCCACAAUAGUCAGACAGAACAGACACGGAGGUCACCAACUGCCCUGUCAGAGAAAAUGUCUGAAGAAAUUUCUGUGUCAUCUGUCAUGUGUAAUCCUUCCAGUUCCAGUGACAUUGAACCAGUACCAUCUUUUUCUGGAUUUCCAUUAGAAUCUCCCAAAACUUUGGUGCUUAACUUUGAAACAGAGGGUGCACAUAGCUCAUCUAAUUCCAGAAAUGGGAGAAUCACCUCUAACUCUUUGGAAACUGGACACCCUGUGGAAAAUGUUGGCCACGACUUAGGAGGUGAGAGAACACACCAGGCCCUUGACCUCUUAGCUGGAGGAAUGUUGUCUGAGGACGUAAAAGAAACUUCGCCACUACAGAAAGAUUUACUCAGAAUGGAAUCCACCACAGUCAGUCCUUCAGGCCUUGGACCAUCUCCUUGCCUUCCAGACCUUGUUGAUUUUGUCACACGGACACCUGGAGUUCCAAAACAAAAACCAUGUUCUCCACUUUCUGAGCCAGAUGCCUUUCUCAAGUGUAGUUCACUGGAGAUGGGAUCACCACCUCCAGAAAUUCUGAGUGUGUCUGUCUCAGAGGUAGCAGUUCCUCAAGUAAGUGAAGACAAUGACAGUGCUUUGAAUUUGGUAAAAACUCCACCCUCAGGCUCCCCCUCAAGGGAUCAGGUAGUUGGAGGCAAUGUGAGCCCUCGGGAAAUGCCUGAACAAGAAGCUGCAGUUGAUGUCAUCCCAGACCACACAAGGUCCAAUGUUUAUAACAGUCAGGACUACUUAAAUGGAUGAAUCAUUAGAUUUUGGAAAAUGGAUCCCAAGACUAGUUGGCAAUCUCAUCUGGAACCGGCACAGUAAAUGUUCUUUGGAGUUUUAAAAAAAAAAAAAAAAGCCUUCUCUUCCCUCUUUCCCUUAAAAAUACUAGACAAAAUAAGUUUUAACAACUUCUCUACAUAUCUGUAAAGAAAAGUAUUUUCUGUUAAUUUUUUUAAUUUUUGGCCAAAUUAUUUUCUCUUUGUCAUUAAAGUCAAAUGUCUAUCUGGCUCACCACAAAGUGUUCUUUGAUUUUGGCUUUGAGGCUGCCAUUUCUGGAAUAAGGGGGGAUGGGAAACAGCUGACUUCAAUUACCGUGCUGUAUAUUACCGUGCUGUAUACCUAUCUACUUUUCUGGGCAGCUGAUGGAGCUCUGGAAGAAACACCAAAGCCUGCUGGAAAGGAAAGCGUUUGAAGAAAGAAUUGUCCUCCUGUAGGUUCCAUUCCUUCGGAUGGGCCUACCUUACCAUUGUUAGGACAGCGUGAGUAGACCUGCUUGCUCUUCUCACUUUCCUCAUUGGCUUAUUAAUUAGCUCCUUACUUUGUUGCCUUUGCUUCAAAUGGUUUGAGUCACCAACAGACUUGUUUGGGAGUGGCCUCAGUAAAUGACAGAAAAACUGACAGGCUCAGUUUUGGAAGACAGCAAACUGGUAAGGUUCAUUCCUGGCUCGGUGCCAGGAACAUUUGUGUUUUGGAGCUCACUUUUAGUUUUGAAACGGCCUUUGCUCGUUAUAUUGUGAUCCAGUACAUUUUAUGUUAAAUUGUUUAUCAGCCAUUUCUGUUGUGAACUGUAGAAGAUCUUAAAUUGGGAUUGGACUCACUCUCUGUUCCACAAACAUAGAUGUAACCCUCUACCUCUCCUUACCCAACUUAUUACCACCAUACUGUGAUGUUUUGGGUUGUACAUUUUGUUUAAUAAAAGAUUAAAGAAUUUAUGAAGUUGGCUUGGACAAGUUUAAAUCCAUUUUUAAUGUGUUAAAUUUUUUUUGGAAUAAAUGUAUUCAUCUUCUACUUCUUCCUGUAUGUUUGUCUUGACACCACACAAAUUGGAACUUCAAAAGAAACUAGAAUAGUGAAUGGCUGCCCUGUCCACUGCAGCCUACAACUGUCCUUCUCCAGAGCCACUUCCUUCUCAUCAGGAUCAGAGAUUGUACAGUCUCCCCUGUGCUGCCAGAGUGUAGAGGGAAGGUGGCUCCCCCAGGCACUUCUGGAAGUGGAGCUCUGAAUGGGCAUUCAGGUGCUGGGUGGGAUGCACUUGGGAGUCAGGGAGCCCAUGCCUCGGGGUUCAAAACUGUUGCAGUUUCCUCAUGCUGUUCCUUUGUCAGACUGUGUAACCUGCUUCAACAGAGACUUGAGCAGAGCCAGCCUCCGCCUGCUCCUCAGCAUUCCUUCAAUUCCUUUCUGCAGGGUUCCUGUCCCAUUGCCUUAUCUACAGAACCCCUAGUUUGAGUUUGGUGAGAAUAUUUUGUUUUUUAGACUCUUAAUUCCAACUUACAAGUUCUGACCUCUGUUGUGAAAAGGCAUGGAUGUGAGAGUCCUUGACUACGUCCCCGCCAUUUGCUUUGCCUUGUUUUUGAUGAGUUUCUUUACAUCAUUGUGUUCUAGUUGGCAUUUGUCUUUAUUCCUUUAAAGGUGAGGGUUAUUACUUCAUCUCAGAAUCAAAUAUGUACAGAAUCCGAGUAACCUUGGUAGGAGUGGGAGAGAGUAUGAGAAUGCAUGCACAUGGAUGUCAGAAGACAGCUUUGAGGAGUUGAUUCUGGGGGCUGGACGUGGGCCAUCAGUGGAAGCACGUCUACAUACUGUUCCUCGGGUCUUAAGCUAAAGUUUGAGUUGAGUGUUCUCUUGGCCUGGAAACCAUAGAGUGACUCAAAAAAUUGCUCUUAGAAAAGCUUAAACUCAGUGGAUUUUAAAAGAUCACUUCUUCAGAAAACUGCUCCUUUCUUGUUAUAGGAGGUUAUCUAUGGGAAUUUAAGGAAAAAUAAAUUUAAAUGCCAGUUUGUACUGACUUUCAGGCCUCAGUUCCGCUUCUCUCUUGGGGAGAGAAAUUAAUCAUACCUAGAUUUAACUUCACUCCCUAGGUUGGGGGGGCAGGUACUUGGAAGGAGUAGAAAGGACAAGGCAAUAAAUACCUAAGGAGGGCAGACCUACCAUAGGCAGCCAGAGCCAAAACUCCACAGAGGACGGUGAGCCUUAACUUUCCCUUAUAACUGCAGAAUGGCUUCGGGGCUUAUUCUAAAGUUGUCUGUAAAUCUAGGGUUUCCUCUGGAAUAGUCCCUGGAAGGAAUGGCAUUCUUCAACUCUACCCUGAACCCACAGAGGGAACAGAUUUUAGGACACUAGUUUGCAGGAAGUGCUGCCAUCGCCCUUUGAUAAACUGCAUCUAGCUUUGGAGCCUGUCCAGAGAAGCCAUGUGAAAGUGCAGAACUCUAGUCCAGUAGCAGGUACUUAGACAUUUUAAAGGUUUAUCUUAUGGAACUAAAAGUUUGGUCAUGGGGCUGGAGAGAUGGCUCAGCAGUUAAGAGCACUGACUGCUCUUCCAGAGGUCUCAAGUUCAAUACCCAGUACCCGCAUGGUGACUCACUGCCAUCUGCAAUGGGAUCUGAUGCCCUCUUCUGGUGUGUUUGUAGACAGCUACAGUGUACUCAUAUAAAUAAAAUAAAUCUUUUAAAAAAGAUUUUAAAACAGUUUGACCUUGGAGGUGAGGAAUGGGCUCUGGUCUUUUACACAGGCUUUGUUGCAAUAUCAUUAUGUUUAAGUCCAGAACAAUUUUUUUCUUAAUUUAUGUUCAUUGGUGUUUUGCCUGCAUGUAUGUCUGUGUGACCGUGUCAGAAGCCCCAGACCUGGGAUUACAGACAGGUAUGAGCUGCCAUGUGGGUGCUGGAGAUUGAACCCAGAUACUCUGGAAUAGCAGCUAGUGUUCUUAACUGCUGAGCUUUCUCUUUAGUUCCCCCCUUCCUUCUAAAUUUUUACUCGACAACUUCAGCAGUAAGAAAUUAACAGUAGUGUUUAAAUAUGGACAAAUGCCUACUUUCACCCAGUUCUUUCAGUUAUUCCCUGAAAGGCCCCUGUGCUUUGUGAAUGCUUUUUUUCUGCUGUAUAUAGCAUCUUUUCCCUAUUUAUAACUGGUCUCACAGAGCCUGUAAUACUCUAGUGCUCUUUCUGCUAAUACUACUGAGCAAUACAGUAAAGUAGUCUUCACCUAUUUCAUCUCUCAAAACUGAGAAAGCAAAAAAAGGGUUUUGCAUACAAAAAUAUGUCUUGUCCGAUUGUCAGCUUCUGGGACUGAAGAAAAUGGACAUGCAAGAUAUAAUUACAGUGGCGGGAGGGUAAGUAGAAGGAUGCUCGGGAGCGUGUGAAGCUGUUAAGGAGGGGUGGUUUCAUUUUCACGUAUUUCAAAGAACUGGGUCUCCUCACUGAGGCUUAUGUACUAGAUCCAGUAAGAAUCCAAGUCCUCACUUGUUGACAGUUUAGAUGAAAAUAUAUAAAUAUAGAGUAUAUCUGACUUUUUUUAGAAUUUGCAUUUUUAUGCAUUUGUAUAAUUAGUGACUGUUUAAUCCACUGUAGCACGAAUAUCUAGGUGGUUCUUUCUUUCUUUCUUUCUUUCUUUCUUUCUUUCUUUCUUUCUUUCUAAGAUGAUAGUUAAAACAUUCCCUUUUCUCACUCCAAACCCUCCUAUAUAUCCUUCCUCGCUCUGUUUCAAAUUCAGGACCCACUUUUUCAUUCAUUGUUAUUACAUGCAUAUAUAUGUACAUAUAUAUAUGUCUGAUUAUAAGCAGCCUAUAUAAUGUCACUUGUAUGUGUGUAUUCAGGGCUCUAUUUCUAUUAAAUAAUCAGUUGAUGUGCUCUUCUCUGGAGAAGCCUGUUUCUCAGCAUGCCUUGGUUUCCUAUAGUUCCUUGUGUAGGUUGAAGCCUCAUAGGUGUGUCUGUUGGUAUCUUCCUUGCUCAGCUGAUGUCUAGGCAGUCACGAUGAUGAGACUUUAUGGGUGUACCUCCUGGCAUUACUAGGAGACACAAUCUCACAGCAAACUUUCGGAUCCUCUGGCUCUUUCUUACAAUGCUUCGCGCUCCCCGAACCUCAAGUGCAGGGGUAUUUUGUAUAUGUAUCCAUUGAUCCAUUGGGCCUAGGUAGAGUUUGAUUUUGCAAUUAUGUUUAUUUAAUUUCAUUUUGGUCUUAUGUGAUGUGUUUUUUUUUUUUUAAAGACAGCUUCUCACACUAGUCCAGGCUAGCCUAGAAUUAACUGUGCAGAAAAGGCUAGACCUAAAUUUAUAAAAGUCUUCUUGCCUUUACCUCUCAAGGGCCAGGAUUACAGGUAUAUGCCAACAUAUCUGGCUUGCUUGUAUAAUUUAAUUCUGUAUACAAUAAUAGUCUCAUGGAUAGUACAAUUUUUAAAGUUUAUAAUUGUAAAAAAAAAAUAACCAGUAUCCAGAUACCUUGACCCAUAUACACUUGGAAGGAAAUAUCCAUAAGUGUGUAUGCUUAUGUAGAAGCAUUUAACAUGGUUAUAAUUUUAUUUCUGUGCGUCUGUUGGCUAAUCCAUGUGCACUGACUGCGCUAUAAGAGAAAUCACUCUUUGCUUACUCUGCUUUUCUCCCUUUGUAUUCAUAGUGCACAAUUGCCCUCCCCUCCAAUAGAAAAUCUCAAUAAAAAUGUUGGAAAAAAUCACUAUGGUAAUAGUUAUUUUCCUUAACUGACUGUCAAUACUUAGCAAUUUGUAUAUGGAUUAAAACUCAGUUGCUGCCUAUGUCUGCUGGGUGCUUAGCAUUCUAGAAGCCAACUGUCUUUUUGUUCUCCUGUCCUGGUUCUUUGUGUACAAAGCUCUGUGGAAGUUAAUGCGAUCAAGUUCGCAGGCGGUCCUCUCGUACAGUAACAUUCUGGAGCCAUGGUACCAGAUGAGAUGGGGAACACUGCCCUUACACCUCCUAGAAAAGAAACUGAAAUGUAAGGAGGUCACCUGACUAAGCUAAGAGCUGCUAAGAAAAGGCUGGAGGCAUUUUGAGAACGCUGAUUUUCAACUGGUCUGACUUUCAGUGCUGGUGCCAGCUGGUCAGACUCCAGACUUCCUGUGAUCUAGCUGAAGAAGUAAUUCAGUGUUUUAUGUCCUAAUAUCUUCUUGACAUUUCAGCAAAACUAAAACUAACUGUUUCAUUCAUGGGUAAAAAUAAAAACAUAAAAGAUUAUCUUUCAGGGGAAAACUAAUUUUGUUUGUAUUGACUGCUCUGUUUCAACUUCUGACAAUGAAAAUGCAUUUUAUAUAAAAAUACUUUAUACAUGUAAAAAGUAUAAAUUCACACACAAGACAAGAUUAUGUUGGAGUUGUCUGGUACUAAAAAAAAUUAUAAAUCUGGGUUUUGUUUUGUUUUUUUAAUCCUUCUGUGUGCUAAAACCCAUUUUUUUUCAAAGCUGUGUUUAACCUCUGUCAUUUGUUUUCUUUCCAUCAGUACCAAUAGAUCCUGGGUUUUUACCCCUCAAGACUUAAUAAACUACUGCCACUGUUCUCAGGGCAAUACACCUUCUUUAAGAAUCUCCAGCCAUUUUUUUAUUUUGCUUAUGUACAAACACUUGGACAUUAAAUGUUAUAAAUCAAGACAUUUGUCUUCACAAAGCUUACUUGACUGCAAGUCCACAACAGAUAUCAAAGUUGUUGCUACAGACAAUAGAAUGGAAGAUAAUGCAUAUCUAGAUGUAAGGACCUAAAGCUUUAUGGGCUUUUGUUCCUUCCAUUCAUGAAGGAGCCAGGGCAAUCAAUAGAGAAAGGUUUGUAGUUGGUGAGAUGGUUCAGCAGGUAAAGGUACUCGCUGCCAAGUCUAAUGACCCGAGUUCAAUCCCACCCGUAUAUACGGUAGAAGAAAAUAACUGACUCCUAAAAGCUGUCCUCUGAUUUCCAUGUGUUUGUACCUACAUACAUACCCCCCCCACACACACAAAAGUAAGGAGUUUUGCAGAAAAUAAGUAUGUUUAAGGUAAGUGAAUGAGCAGGAAGAAAAUAGAAACAAUUAUAUAAUGAAAGAACAAAAGAACUGAAAGAAGGGUUGGAGACAGUUGAGAAGAUAGGAGCCUGUACUGGGUAGUUGCCAGCAUGUACAUCUGGUGGCUCAUGGCCACCUGUGACUCCAGCUUCUGGAGAUCUGAUGCCCUCUUGUGGCUUCUCUGGGCACCCUCACUUAUGUGCACCCCUACCCUGUACACACACACACACACACACACACACACACACACACACAAAAAAAAAAAAACCAACAUUUAAAAAUCCUUCAAAUAUGGGCUAGAGAGAUGGCUCAGCAGCUAAGAGCACUGACAGUUCUUCCAGAGGUCCUAAGUUCAAUUUCCAGCAACCACAUGGUGGCUCACAACCAUCUGAUGGGAUCUGAUGCCCUCUUCUGGAGUGUCUCACAAAACAGCGACAGUGUACUCACAUAUAUAAAAUAAAUCAAUAAAAAUAAAGAAUGUGGAGAAAGCAAAAACAUAAAAACCAUGUUGAAGAAUUAUUGCAUUUCCCCUCUGAUUCUCUGUUAAGAUUUUAUUCAGCUUUCCUGUACCUACCUACUUUACAAUAACUAUGAUCACAUUGUUACUGCCUCUCGCUGAUCUAUCUCCUUUUCUUUCCAGGGGCAGUUCCAGAAGUCUUCACAUUUUCAAACGGAAGGACUGAAGCAGAUGUUUCUGCUCCAGGAAUGCAGGGAUAGAAACCACAGAGAUUAUGGAAAUAAUGUGCGUCCUUGUGGCCAGUAGACAGUCCCCCUUAGGUCUGACUUACAGAAGGUGGGCCUGGCUGUUCGCACCUUUAUGGAGAAAGCCCUUUCAUUUUAGCUACCAGGAACCAGUGAUUGGGUGAGUAAAUAUGUGUGUUGUGUCCUUCUAUCUAGAGGAAGAACAAGCUAAGAAGAGACACCUUAUCUAGCACAGAAUAAAGUACUAAACUCCACCUCUAAUGUUAAAAUUGUGGGAACUGGUAAGAUGUUUUAGCAAAAACACUUCCUGACAAGCCUGAGGCCCUGAGUUUGAACCUUGAGACCCACAUAAUGGAAAGACAGAACCAAUCCCUACGGGUUGUCUUCUAACUUCUAUAUAUACCUUGGCAUGUGCAUUAAUAAAUAAAUGUAGUUAUAAGAAAA
Messenger RNA from Mus musculus (house mouse), 13921 nucleotides. It is a transcript of the gene Zfp318, whose product is annotated as zinc finger protein 318. Bases 74 to 6787 code for a protein of 2237 amino acids. The transcript is spliced from 10 exons. Gene Ontology annotation, molecular function: zinc ion binding; nucleic acid binding. Lineage: Eukaryota; Metazoa; Chordata; Mammalia; Rodentia; Muridae. Gene Ontology annotation, cellular component: nucleus; nucleoplasm. The record is from RefSeq and is marked validated.